Echinococcus granulosus is the source of this 276-nucleotide messenger RNA. RefSeq lists its product as hypothetical. Lineage: Eukaryota; Metazoa; Platyhelminthes; Cestoda; Cyclophyllidea; Taeniidae. The coding region runs from base 1 to 276 and encodes 91 amino acids. The record is from RefSeq and is a predicted model, not a curated record. The transcript is spliced from 2 exons.
AUGCCGACAUGUGCACGUCAAUUUAAUGAGUAUGGAAGUGAAGUCAGAUCCGCGUGUAGUAUUUACCAGCCGAAUACGACACUGCUGGAUAAGGGCGAGAGCAUCAACUUGAGAGUGCAGCAAUUCCUGGUUCCAUUCACUACCCCCGCCGUAUCAAUCACAUGCGCACCCACCGAAACAUUGGAAGCAUCCCCUCAAACAUCAAAUGCAACCGUCGUGUCAUGCAGAUUCUCGAACACCUCAUCGUGGUCACCAAUGUCCGUCAUGAUCUACUGA